GGCAGCGGCGGGUGGGAUGGCCCAGGCCAGGAUCAGCGCCAAGGCCAGCGAGGGGGCGCAGCAGCAGCCGCAGCAGCAGCAGCAGUCGGGCGGGCAGCUCCGGGGCCGCUUCUACCGCUCCACCUCCAUGGCCGACCGCUCCAGCCGCCUGCUCGAGAACCUGGACCAGCUGGAGCUCAGGGUAGAGGCUUUCCGUGAUGCAGCAUCUGCCAUGGAGCAAGAGAAAGAAAUUCUGCUUGAAAUGAUCCACAAUAUACAGAACAGCCAGGAUAUGAGGCACAUCAGCGAAGGUGAGAGAGAAGAACUUAAUUUGACUGCUAAUCGCCUGAUGGGCCGAACCCUCACGGUGGAGGUUUCCGUAGAAACCAUCCGCAACGCGCAGCAGCAGGAAUCCCUCCUGCACGCCACCAAGAUGAUCGAUGAGAUCGUCAAUAAACUCCUCGAUGACUUGGAAGACGCCAAAAUGCGCUUAAUGUCACUUUACGGUGCGUGCACGUCCGACGUGCCAGCGGGACCCAUCGAUCAGAAAUUCCAGUCUGUGGUCAUCGGAUGUGCCAUUGAGGAUCAGAAGAAAAUCAAAAGGCGCCUAGAGACUCUGCUCAGAAACUUGGAAAAUUCUGAAAAGUCCAUCACAUUGUUGGAGCAUCAGAAAUCAUCUGUUCGGCAGUCUUGCAACAGCAAACAGGAUUAACGUAUCCUCCUGGCUACUUCUGGCAAACCACAGGAUGAGCAAGUGCCCGUAAAAAGCACACAGAAGCCAAGAAAAGAAUUCUCUGUAUGAGCACACAAGUAUAUACACAUCCACACGCACCAAAGUAUCUUUGAUUGCGAGGUGCAAGCAUUUAGUGGGUUUUGUAGCAUUGGCAUUUUCUUUUGGCAAUAAGGAAUGCUAUCAGUUCUUCUGUAGAGUCAAUACUGCUCUAUUGCAAAUUGUAAUUGUGCUUCUGCUGAACUGACAGAAACUGAAAAUGUAGCCUUUCUCCAUUCUCCUGGGUUUUUUAAACUAAAGUUGUUUUGUCCUAUCAUGAAAUUUCAGCUUUUCUCUGCUGUAUAUGUAGUGUGUGAACCAGACUUUUGGGGACAAAAGAAAAAUCAUGGCAAUAAAUCAAAAGAAUUAAUAAACCGUU
This is a messenger RNA of Passer domesticus (house sparrow), 1127 nucleotides long. It is a transcript of the gene BAG2, whose product is annotated as BAG cochaperone 2. Gene Ontology annotation, molecular function: adenyl-nucleotide exchange factor activity; protein-folding chaperone binding. The transcript has 3 exons. Gene Ontology annotation, biological process: protein stabilization. The record is from RefSeq and is a predicted model, not a curated record. NCBI's taxonomy places the organism in Eukaryota, Metazoa, Chordata, Aves, Passeriformes, Passeridae. The coding region runs from base 17 to 691 and encodes 224 amino acids.